Messenger RNA from Populus trichocarpa (black cottonwood), 1572 nucleotides. RefSeq names its product glyceraldehyde-3-phosphate dehydrogenase B, chloroplastic. The transcript is spliced from 9 exons. Lineage: Eukaryota; Viridiplantae; Streptophyta; Magnoliopsida; Malpighiales; Salicaceae. Gene Ontology annotation, biological process: glucose metabolic process. The record is from RefSeq and is a predicted model, not a curated record. Gene Ontology annotation, molecular function: glyceraldehyde-3-phosphate dehydrogenase (NAD+) (phosphorylating) activity; NADP binding; NAD binding. The coding region runs from base 71 to 1429 and encodes 452 amino acids. Gene Ontology annotation, cellular component: chloroplast.
AGAAUAACUGAUAAAACGAGUUGAACUAUAUAUAGCCAAGAAGUGGCUCUCUUUAGCUUUAGUUGCAGCCAUGGCUACCCACGCAGCUCUUGCCUCUUCAAGAAUCCCUGCCAAUACAAGACUUCCCUCCAAGAUCAACCACUCUUUCCCCACUCAAAGCUCCUUAAAGAGGCUAGAAGUGGCUGAGUUUUCUGGGCUUCGAGCCAGUUCAUGUGUAACCUAUGCCAAGAACGCUAGUGAGGGAUCCUUCUUUGAUGUGGUGGCUUCCCAACUUGCUCCCAAGGUUGCAGUGUCAACUCCUGUUAGGGCAGAAACUGUGGCCAAAUUAAAGGUGGCUAUCAACGGAUUUGGACGCAUUGGCAGGAACUUCCUGCGAUGCUGGCAUGGUCGCAAAGACUCUCCCCUUGAUGUAAUUGUUGUCAAUGACAGCGGUGGUGUCAAGAACGCUUCCCACUUGUUGAAAUAUGAUUCAAUGCUUGGAACUUUCAAAGCAGAGGUGAAAAUUGUGGACAACGAGACCAUCAGUGUUGAUGGCAAGCCCAUUAAGGUUGUUUCCAACAGAGACCCUCUUAAGCUUCCAUGGGCUGAGCUCGGAAUAGACAUUGUUAUCGAGGGAACCGGAGUUUUUGUGGAUGGCCCUGGUGCUGGGAAACAUAUUCAAGCUGGUGCCACGAAAGUUAUCAUCACUGCUCCAGCCAAAGGCGCCGAUAUCCCAACCUAUGUUGUUGGUGUUAACGAAAAGGACUACGACCAUGAGGUUGCCAACAUUAUAAGUAAUGCUUCUUGCACCACAAAUUGUCUGGCUCCCUUUGUGAAGGUCAUGGAUGAGGAAUUCGGCAUUGUCAAGGGAACAAUGACAACAACUCACUCCUACACUGGAGAUCAGAGGCUCUUGGAUGCUUCACACCGUGACUUGAGGAGAGCCAGGGCUGCAGCAUUGAACAUAGUCCCAACAAGCACUGGUGCAGCCAAAGCUGUAUCUCUUGUGCUGCCUCAGCUCAAGGGCAAGCUCAAUGGCAUCGCACUGCGUGUCCCGACACCCAAUGUUUCAGUUGUUGACCUUGUUGUGAAUGUUGAGAAGAAGGGCAUUACAGCAGAAGAUGUCAAUGGAGCCUUCAGAAAGGCGGCUGAGGGACCAUUGAAGGGUGUAUUGGAUGUGUGUGAUGUUCCUCUUGUGUCUGUUGACUUCCGAUGCUCUGAUGUUUCUUCAACCAUUGACUCUUCAUUGACCAUGGUCAUGGGAGAUGAUAUGAUCAAGGUUGUCGCCUGGUAUGACAAUGAAUGGGGAUACAGCCAAAGGGUCGUUGAUUUAGCACAUCUUGUAGCCAACAAGUGGCCAGGAGUGGCUGCAGCAGGAAGUGGAGACCCAUUGGAGGAUUUCUGCAAGACAAACCCAGCUGAUGAGGAGUGCAAAGUUUAUGAAGCUUAGACGAUUGCUCUUUUUUCUUUUUUGUUUCGUACCAAGGUUUGUUAGUCUUUGUACUAACCAAAUGGUGAUCUUGUAUUGACAUCCGAUGAUGAGGAACACAUUUGUCAAAUAUUAGCAUGUUAAUAAUGCUAUUCAAACUCCAA